AUCCUCAUUAAAUAGACUUGGGCACACUGAAAAGCCGACGUCGCGCUUGAAGACGGCCAUGCAAGAAAAAAUAAGACUCGAUCACAUCGUGAGUGAGAAAAGAAGUGCUCUCUUGAGUGUGCGCCCGCGGACGGUUUUUGCGGUGGUAAAAAGAGAGUGUGUGGUGUAGAGGAGAGCGGAGCGAGAUUGUGGCAGGAAAGGUUCUAUUUCACCAGUAGCAAAAGAAAAAGGAACCCUUCACAAAAUGUCCGGAAAUACGUGCUUCAAGUGUGACCGGCCGGGCCACUAUGCCCGCGAUUGCCAAAAUGUUGGUGGAGGAGGUGGUCGCCCGGGAGGACCCCGCGACAGACAGUUCGGCGGUGGUGGCGGCGGCCGUCGCGAGAAGUGCUACAAAUGCAACCAAAUGGGACACUUUGCACGUGACUGCAAGGAGGAUCUGGACCGGUGCUACCGCUGUAACGGAAGUGGCCACAUCGCCCGCGACUGUAGUCUCUCACCGGAUGACUCUUGCUGUUACAACUGCAACCAGAGCGGCCAUCUGGCACGCAACUGUCCGGAGAAAAGCGACCGGGACAUGAACGUGUCCUGCUACAAUUGCAACAAAAGUGGUCACAUCUCGCGAAAUUGUCCCACCGGGGACAAGAGCUGUUACAGCUGCGGUAAGAUUGGUCACUUGAGUCGCGACUGCACAGAGAACAAGGGACGCGAUUAGAAGUCGGGUUAUGCGUCGUCGUGGUGCGUCAGCAGCAGCAGCAGCAACAUCAACAAUAAUAACAACAAUACUGUCGGCAGCAGCAACGUUUUGAACCACAGCAGCAGUUUGAACCACAUCAAUAACAAUAAUCAUACCAACAACAAUAACAACAACGGUGCGGCGAUGGCUGGAUAUUAUCGCUUACCUCCGCCGUUGCCGCCCCCGCAUUCUGCCGCAGAACAACAGAAGCAGCAGCAACAACAACACCUAUUUGGUGGCCUGACUCCGUUCCAGAACCAUCUUCAUCAAUCCCAUGCCCAGCAGCAACAUUCAACCGGCCAUCACCAACACCAUCAUCAUCAGUUUACUACCUAUUCCGCCGAUAAUGCGCUAAAAGUGAGCCCGCAACAGAAUGCUGCCUUCCUGCUACAUCAACAACAGCAGCAGCGUCACAAAAACUCUUACUACAAUAGCGCUUCGUCCCCAAUUGGGGCCCAUCUGGGACAUUACACCGCUGCUACCGCCGCCGUCGUGGGUUGUUCCAACACUGGAACUACCGGAACGGGUGGCGGAGGAGGAGGGACUACUGCUGCCGUCGUCGCCGCCGCUGCUGCUGCCACCCUUCACGCAAGCAAACCACGAUUCAAGUUAUAAUAUUCACUUUGAUAAAAAUGAUUAUAAAUAAUAAUUGAACGAAUGAUACAAGAAAAGUUUGAUGAAAUCAAAAGAAAAAAAAAAGAAGGAAGCAACAGCAAGGAGUAAAUUAUCUUUCACAGACAAACAAAACUAAACAAUGGAAACAUAACACUAGAAACCAACCAUUAAUAUAAACACUCACUUAGGAGAGGAGGCGGAGAAGAUUGUUUUUCCUAUACCUUGUUUUUUUCGUGUUGUUUCAACGCUAUACGAAGCCACCUAAAUUAUACCCCCUUACAAUUAUAUAUUCAUUUUUUUUUAUCGUAUGGAGAGAGUAAAUAAACGAGGCCUGGAGAGAGCAGAAACCCCACUGGAAGGUUUACACGA
This is a messenger RNA of Armigeres subalbatus, 1717 nucleotides long. It is a transcript of the gene CNBP, whose product is annotated as CCHC-type zinc finger nucleic acid binding protein. Bases 245 to 712 code for a protein of 155 amino acids. Gene Ontology annotation, biological process: positive regulation of cytoplasmic translation. Gene Ontology annotation, molecular function: single-stranded RNA binding; mRNA binding; zinc ion binding. The transcript has 3 exons. Gene Ontology annotation, cellular component: cytoplasm. NCBI's taxonomy places the organism in Eukaryota, Metazoa, Arthropoda, Insecta, Diptera, Culicidae. The record is from RefSeq and is a predicted model, not a curated record.